Molecule: messenger RNA, 2583 nt
Organism: Ricinus communis (castor bean)
Lineage: Eukaryota; Viridiplantae; Streptophyta; Magnoliopsida; Malpighiales; Euphorbiaceae
Product: protein PLASTID TRANSCRIPTIONALLY ACTIVE 10
Exons: 12
Coding region: 16-2172 (718 amino acids)
Cellular component (GO): chloroplast; plastid-encoded plastid RNA polymerase complex
Molecular function (GO): RNA binding
Source: RefSeq, a predicted model, not a curated record
CAACAUUAAAACGAAAUGUGUCAGUUUGGCGCUUUUAAACCAGUUAAGUUUGUUUUGGUACAGCAAGUUUAUCCACAAAACAUUCAAAUGCAAGUCCCCCAACUCCAAUCACCUCAUCCUUUCUCUCUCCCUAAACCCCUAAACCCUACUACUUCCUGUAGCCACCGCCACUACCACCGUCCACGUCGUCUUUACCCUCUCUUCUCCAAAAUCACAAUCCCUCCCGUAUUUUCCAAAUCAGCGCCACCUCCAAAAUGCUUCAGCUCAGACGAAUUCCCAGUAGACGAAACAUUGGCCGAGAACCUCGGCAUAACCACAAGAGACGACGCCAAAGAGGAAGAAUGGCGUCGCAAAAACUGGAUAGAAAGAGGGUGGGCCCCGUGGGAAGAAAUCCUAACUCCCGAAGCUGAUUUCGCUCGCAAGUCACUCAACGAAGGCGAAGAGGUCCCUCUCCAGUCACCCGAAGCAAUCGAAGCUUUUAAAAUGCUAAACCCUAAGUACCGACAAGAAAAGAUUAAAGAGAUGGGAUUAACCGAAGACGAGUGGUACAAAAAGCAGUUCGAAAUUAAAGGCGACAUUCCGGAUCCGCUUGAGACGCUUUGGGCCGGUCCGUUGGUCCUGAGACACGUGGCUCCUAGAGAUUGGCCGCCUAGAGGGUGGGAGGUUGAUAGACAAGAGCUUGAGUUUAUUCGGGAAGGGCAUAAGUUGAUAAGUGAGAGAGUGGUAAUUGAGGAAUUGGAUAAUAAAAGAGAGAAAUGUGAUGAUAUUGAAACGGCGUGUUUUGAUAGGUAUAAGAUGUUUCUCAAACAGUAUAAUGAAUGGGUUGAUGCUAAUAAGGAUAGACUAGAAGAGGAAUCUUAUAAGCAUGACCAAGAUGAUUAUCCUGGUAGAAGGAAAAGAGGGAAAGAAUAUAAAGAGGGCAUGUAUGAACUUCCAUUUUAUUACCCAGGACAGAUUUGUGAGGGACAGAUCACCACUAUACACCUAUAUCAAGGAGCCUUUGUUGAUGUUGGAGGUGUUUAUGAUGGGUGGGUUCCCAUCAGAGGUAAUGAUUGGUAUUGGAUCCGGCAUCAUAUAAAAGUUGGUAUGCAUGUCAUUGUUGAAAUUCUGGGAAAGCGAGAUCCGUACCGCUUUCGAUUUCCUAUUGAAAUGCGUUUUGUUUGGCCCAACAUAGAUCACCUUAUCUUCAAUAGAUUUGAAUUUCCACCAAUAUUUCAUCGCGAUGAGGAUACCAACCUAGAUGAAUUACGGCGUGAUUGUGGAAGACCUCCUGUUCCUAGGAAAGAUCUAGGAACAAAACCAGAAGAAGAAGCACUAUUGUCAAAUCACCCUUAUGUUGAGAAGUUGUGGCAAAUCCAUGUUGCUGAGCAAAUGAUUUUGGAUGAUUGGGAGGCUAAUCCUGAAAAAUACAAGGAUAAAAAGUUAUCUGAAUUAACAGAUGAUGAAGAUUUUGACGAGCAAAACAGUAUUGAAUAUACAGAAGCUUAUUACAAGAAAACCUUGUUGCCCAAAACAAUCCUGAAACAAAGUGUUAAAGAGCUCGAUUUGGAAGCAGCCUUAAAGGAGCGCGAGUUACAUAAUAAAUUAAGAAUGGAAGCAAAAGAAAGAGGAGAGAAGUAUAAAAUUGACAAGCUGAGGCGAAAUAUUGAAAUGGAUGAGUAUGACCUGAUGCAUUGGCGUCGAUCUUUUGAGGAAAGGGAAGCUUUAAUUAGAGAUAUCAGCUGUCGCCAAACACUUGGUUUGCCAUUGGAAGAGCCAGGAAGGUAUAAGCCAGCAAGCUAUUUUGGAAAGGAUCAAUAUGAUCCUGAAAAUCCUUUAUAUCGGUAUGACUACUGGGGAGAACCCAAAAACUCGGAAAAGAGCAAGCAAGAGAGGAUGACAGAUGCUCACAACAAAUCUAUUGUGGGCAAGUCUAAUGUUUGGUAUGAAAUGUCUUAUGAAGAUGCAAUCAAACAACGGAUGCAAAGAGAAGCCCGAUCUAAGGGAGUGAAGCAAAAAGAGAGUGAUGAAGAUUCAGACAUGGAUAACAGAGAUGGGGAUGAGGAUGAUGACGACGACGACGACGACUUUGAUUACAGCAUUUUAAGUGAUUUGAGCAACAUUACAGAUGAACCUCUUGUAAAUGGUACUAGAUCUCCCGGACUAUCAGAUGAGGGUAUGUUUGAGAAUUAAAGUGAGCUUUACUAGAUGCUAUACCGUUACAUGGUUGUUGAAAGAGUUGAGGAAUUAAAGAGCUUCUAUCCCAAGUCAGUUCUUCAGGAUCGCCAGUAGCAAGUUUGGCAGUGAACUCGCUUUCAAACUUAAGUUGAGCCUUAGAUCCUCAUUUAUCAUAUGCUAGAGGGCAUUUUGGGUGCUUUGUUUGUUUUGUUUCUGGAAUGCUCUCGUUAGAAUUACCACAGCUGCAGUUACAGUUUUUCACUGGUCAAUGGUCUCAUCCACAACACAGAACAUUCCUUAGCUUAGGAGCGGGGUGAGUUAUACAUCCACAUAAGCCAACAUAAAUACAUUUGAGCAUCAAAUAUUUGAUCUUCACUUGGAAACAAAGUUGCCUCUUGCAUAUGAAUUACUAAAUAUUUCCAGUCA